GCACCAAUCCUCUCAUACACUCAGAUCUAGAUUCUAUUCUUUAUUUUUAGUUUUACAGUUCUACUUCUAUACUACAAAGUAAUUAAUCUAGAUACUUGAUCAUCUUUAUACAUAGUUAAUUAUACAGAAGUCGUUCACAAAUUGAGGGGAAUUGGAUUCCAAGAAUCAGAAAGAGCCAAUUAAGGGUGUGAAAUGUGCCACACUCCAUUUGAAGUAGUUACUGUAGUGCUUUUUGUUGGGCACAAAGUAGAAGAAGUUCAGUGGGAAAAGGAGCGAUAAUAGGACACAAGUACAACUUACAUACCAUUUUAGAUACUGUUCUUCAAAGAAUCGAAGGUCGAAGGUUCAGAGCAUUCAUAACAAGAUGGCCAGCAGCGGCAAUAAUAAUAAAAUUCUGAGAGAAACAAAGUCUAUGUCAGCGGCCGAGACAACGGCCGCGGCAGCGGUGGAGGCAGUGUCGUCCGUGAAAUGCUACUGCUGCGGGCUGACGGAGGAGUGCACGCCGCGCUACAUCGACCGCGUGCGGGAGAGGUACGAAGGUCGGUGGAUAUGUGGACUGUGCGCGGAGGCGGUUAAGGAAGAAACGUUGAAGUCUCGGAGGGACAUUAGCACCGAUGAGGCGCUGAAGCGCCACGUAAGCUUCUUCCAAGAAUUCAGGUCUUCGAGUUCGAGUUCGGGCCCUCAGGAUUUGAUCCUUGCAAUGAAGCAACUCCUUCUGAGGUCUCUGGAUUCAUCUUCUUCUUCUUCGUCGCCGAGAAGUAGUGGCGGUGGAAGAAGACUUGGGAGAUCUCAGAGUUGUUUUUCGAGCGUGAAUAGUGGACCAACCUCGCAGCCAAAUCCACACUCUCAGAAUAGGAUUGUACAUGGUAGAGACAUUAGAGAGAAAGAGUUUUCAAGAAAGAACUUACUUACGCUUUAUAGGCCCACUAAAACUACGAGUUGGAAAGUGCUGGAACCCUGCUGAUAAUUGAUAAGGAUACACACAGUAACUCAAACCGUGAAAUCUUAUCUGUAGUCUGGUACAUGCCAUUCAGCCAUUGUUCUGUUUUGGUUUUAUGCAUACCACAAGUUGACUAUAGGGCGUGUGAUUCCCCAAUAUUAUUAUCUACCUGUGUUUUUGUGCUGUCAUUUCUAUAUAA
Messenger RNA from Arachis stenosperma, 1139 nucleotides. RefSeq lists its product as uncharacterized. NCBI's taxonomy places the organism in Eukaryota, Viridiplantae, Streptophyta, Magnoliopsida, Fabales, Fabaceae. The transcript has 3 exons. The record is from RefSeq and is a predicted model, not a curated record. Bases 365 to 964 code for a protein of 199 amino acids.